Messenger RNA from Tarenaya hassleriana, 2039 nucleotides. RefSeq names its product E3 ubiquitin-protein ligase RGLG2-like. Lineage: Eukaryota; Viridiplantae; Streptophyta; Magnoliopsida; Brassicales; Cleomaceae. Gene Ontology annotation, molecular function: ubiquitin protein ligase activity. The transcript is spliced from 12 exons. The coding region runs from base 475 to 1833 and encodes 452 amino acids. Gene Ontology annotation, biological process: protein K63-linked ubiquitination. The record is from RefSeq and is a predicted model, not a curated record.
CGUCUUUCUUUUUGGAUCUCGAUGGAAAAUUUGCGUGGAAAGUGUCGAUUGGUCGAGUUGUUUUUUUCUCUCAACUUGUUUACUAAUUCUGGGUUUAAAUGGAUUAGAGUAUGGCGAUGGGUUUCUGAAAUUGUCUUUUUCUUAAUCUAGAACUUAAAAAUUUUCUGAUUUCCUCUUAUCGCGUUUUCUGAGUCGGUGACGGUUACGUGGUUGAAUCUUCAUCUUCUUUCAAAGACCAAGCGCCGCCUACCUUUAGGUUCAAAGCCGUUUGGUUAGCGAGAAAAUUCAAUAACUUUCCAGGAAAGUUUUCACCUUUGAGGCUAUAAUUGCCUGCUGUUAGGUCUCCUGACUCGUUUUGAAGGAAAUAUUUUUUGGGUUCUGAUUGAAACCUCAGAAGAGAAAAGGUUUGAAUCUUUGCUUUGGGUGUUGAUUUGACUGUAAAGGUUCGAUUGAACUAGGGUUUUGGUGAAAUUGAUGGGGGCAGGGGAUUCGAAGGAGAACUGGACGCAGGAUUCACCGUCGUCCUUCCGUUCAGCUUCAACGUCACAUAAUUCUGAACAAGGCUAUCCUCCUCCGCAAUAUGGUCGUCAAGAAAGCUACAGCUAUCCACCCCAACAAGCCUACGCAUCCAACUACGGUUAUCCUCAAGCGCCAUAUAGUCAGGAGGGCUAUCCUCCACAGCCAUAUCCUCCACCUUCCCAAAGUCAUGGCAAUGAUAGGAAGAAGCUGGAGCGGAAGUAUUCAAGGAUAGCUGAUAAUUACUCUUCUUUAGAUCAGGUGACAGAGGCCCUUGCACGUGCAGGUCUUGAAUCUUCCAAUUUGAUUGUUGGAUUCGAUUUCACCAAGAGCAAUGAGUGGACAGGAGCCAAAUCCUUCAACAGGAAAAGCUUGCAUUUUAUAGGCAAUGGUCAAAAUCCGUACGAACAAGCAAUCACCAUCAUCGGAAAAACAUUAGCUGCCUUUGACGAGGAUAACCUCAUCCCAUGCUAUGGUUUUGGAGAUGCAUCAACUCAUGAUCAAGAUGUGUUUAGUUUCUAUCCAGAAGGUAGAUUCUGUAACGGAUUUGAAGAAGUGUUGGCUCGGUACAGGGAAAUCGUUCCUCAACUUAAGCUUGCAGGGCCAACCUCGUUUGCCCCGAUCAUUGAAAUGGCAAUGACCAUAGUUGAGCAGAGUGGUGGCCAGUACCAUGUCUUAGUGAUAAUAGCUGAUGGGCAGGUUACAAGAAGCGUUGACACUGAACGUGGACAGUUAAGUCCACAGGAACAGAAGACAGUUGAGGCCAUCGUUCAAGCAAGUAAGCUUCCUCUGUCAAUUGUCUUGGUCGGGGUUGGUGAUGGACCAUGGGACAUGAUGAAGGAAUUUGAUGAUAACAUCCCCGCUCGAGCAUUCGAUAACUUCCAAUUUGUGAAUUUCACGGAAAUAAUGUCGAAGAACAGAGAGCAGUCCCGGAAGGAGACAAAGUUUGCACUUGAUGCUCUAAUGGAGAUUCCCUCACAGUAUAAGGCGACAAUAGAGCUGAACAUAUUAGGGCGGAGAAAUGGGAGUAUACCCGAGAGAAUUCCGCUACCACCUCCGAUGGAUGCAGCAAAACCUUUCCACAUGCCCAGUUUCAAAGCGAGUGUUCCUUCUUAUACGAGAGAAAGCAAGCCCGUUAGUAGUGCCCCGCCGGCCCCAAGCUCCUCAUACGAUAACCAGAUGUGUCCGAUAUGUCUGAGCAAUCCCAAGGACAUGGCCUUUGGUUGCGGCCAUCAGACGUGUUGCGAGUGUGCACCUGAUCUCCAAGUAUGCCCCAUUUGCCGCGCCCCCAUCCACACCAGGAUAAAGCUCUACUGACCCCUUUUUCUUUGUGGGAUCAAUCUCGUCUUUCUGUACAAAAGAAAAAGAUUCGUUUGUUCUUUCCUUCUGCUGGGAGUCGUGAUGAUGAUGUAUUGUAAUAACUCUUCUCCGUUAGUUUUUUUUUUUUAAUGGAAUGCUUAUCUAAGAUGUGAUGGUGGGUCCACGUCGUCAGUUGUUAAGGCCGAAGUCCACGUUUUUUUUUU